AUGGCGAAUUUUUUGUUAGCUUUCCUCCUCCUCCUGCUGCUGCUACGGCUAGAACACUGCUACGGCGAGCCGAUGGUGUCAUAUUGUUCCCGCACCCCCUACCCUGACGUGUGCAGCUCCAUGGUCAAUCGGUCCGACUCGGUCUUUGAGCAGUCGUCGUCGCUGACUUGGAAUGGAUUCCGUGAUCUCCUCCACCGGGCCACCCUCGAGAGGGCCGUCCUCGCCCACCAGCGGGCCGGGGAGAGGAACCCGAACCAGUUCGACGAGCCGAGGAGACGGGCCUGGACUGACUGCGUCGAGCUGCUGGCUGAUACGGUCGGCCUAGUGAACCGGUCGCAGGUUCGCCCGGGUCACGACGCACAGACGUGGCUCAGCGCCGCCAUGACGAACCAGCGCACGUGCCGCGAUGGCUUCCUCGAGCUCGGUUUGACGGCGCCGGUGAUAGACGACGGCGAGCUAACAGAGUCGAUCAGUAACUUGCUCGCCGUUAACAACGCGAUGCUGAUUGCCGCCGGUGGGCAGCAUAAACGGCGCCGCCGUUUGGGGUUAUUGUUCCCGGAGUGGGUGGCGGCGGCCGACCAGAAGCUACUGGCGGCGUCGGACGUGAAAUCGGAUCUCGUGGUCGCGAAGGAUGGCUCUGGCGACUACAAAUCCAUUGUCGAAGCCGUGGCGGCUGCGGCCAAGGCGAGGGGAGGAAGCACGGCGAGGUUCGUCAUUCACGUGAAGGCCGGCGUCUACGAAGAGUACGUGGAGAUUCCUAACUCGAUGGAGAAUUUAAUGAUGACCGGCGACGGGAUAGAUGCUACUGUGGUGAUGGGGAACAGGAGCGUUAAAGGCGGCUACCGCACCUUUCAAUCGGCCACCUUCGGUUAG
Molecule: messenger RNA, 873 nt
Organism: Zingiber officinale
Lineage: Eukaryota; Viridiplantae; Streptophyta; Magnoliopsida; Zingiberales; Zingiberaceae
Product: probable pectinesterase/pectinesterase inhibitor 59
Exons: 1
Coding region: 1-873 (290 amino acids)
Biological process (GO): cell wall modification
Molecular function (GO): pectinesterase activity; pectinesterase inhibitor activity
Source: RefSeq, a predicted model, not a curated record